Phalaenopsis equestris is the source of this 914-nucleotide messenger RNA. Its product is annotated as putative H/ACA ribonucleoprotein complex subunit 1-like protein 1. The coding region runs from base 134 to 709 and encodes 191 amino acids. NCBI's taxonomy places the organism in Eukaryota, Viridiplantae, Streptophyta, Magnoliopsida, Asparagales, Orchidaceae. The transcript is spliced from 4 exons. The record is from RefSeq and is a predicted model, not a curated record. Gene Ontology annotation, biological process: snoRNA guided rRNA pseudouridine synthesis; ribosome biogenesis. Gene Ontology annotation, cellular component: box H/ACA snoRNP complex. Gene Ontology annotation, molecular function: box H/ACA snoRNA binding.
GCCUAAAAACCUUGCAUAAAACCCUAACGCCGUCGCCGAACUGCGAGAGAGAGAGAGAGAGAUCAGCUUCCUCUCUCGCGCCUCCUGGCAAUCUCAUUGAUCUAGGGUUUCUUCGCACCUUAUUAGGGGAAAAAUGCGCCCGCCGAGCUCGGGUCGUGGAAGCUUUAGAGGCGGGUUCCGUGGCGGGAGGGGCGGCGGCGGCGACCGCGGUGGCCGGGGCCGUGGUGGUUUUGGUUUCCGAGAUGAAGGACCGCCUUCGGAGGUCGUUGAGGUUUCAUCUUUUCUACAUGCUUGUGAGGGUGAUGCUAUUACUAAACUCACAAAUGAGAAGGUACCUUUCUUCAAUGCCCCUAUAUAUCUUCAAAACAAGACGCAGAUCGGAAAGGUUGAUGAGAUCUUCGGGCCCAUUAACGAGUCGUACUUCUCAAUUAAGAUGAUGGAAGGGAUUAUAGCGACUUCAUAUUCACUCGGAGAAAAGUUUUAUAUUGACCCUGCUAAGUUGUUGCCCCUUUCCCGUUUUCUUUCGCAACCAAAGGGCGCAAAGCCUUCUGGUGGAAGGGGCGGAGGGCGUGGCGGCGGAGGGCGCGGAGGCGGGAGAGGUGGUGGGCGCUUUGGUAGCCGUGGGAGGGGAGGUUUUCGCGGUGGAGGUCGAGGCGGACCUCCGAGAGGUGGCCGUGGCGGCGGUUUUAGAGGCCGGGGAAGAUCGUAGAUCGCAAAACUCAUUCUUGGGGUGUCGAAAAUCUGCCGCAGAUAGACUCAGGAGAUUCCAUUUGUUGUUUAUUAUGUUUGUCUACGUUUUUAGACGAUUUUGAAAAUUUCACCUGAAUUUCUUAAGGCUUUGUAAAACUCUUUUUAUGCAUCCCAAUAUGAAACUUCUGUAUUGUUUUCUUAUGUAGGAGCAAAUCAAACAAGUC